Sphaeramia orbicularis (orbiculate cardinalfish) is the source of this 3576-nucleotide messenger RNA. It is a transcript of the gene clpxb, whose product is annotated as caseinolytic mitochondrial matrix peptidase chaperone subunit Xb. The transcript has 15 exons. Gene Ontology annotation, biological process: protein folding. Bases 290 to 2164 code for a protein of 624 amino acids. The record is from RefSeq and is a predicted model, not a curated record. Gene Ontology annotation, molecular function: ATP-dependent protein folding chaperone; protein dimerization activity; ATP binding. Lineage: Eukaryota; Metazoa; Chordata; Actinopteri; Kurtiformes; Apogonidae. Gene Ontology annotation, cellular component: mitochondrial matrix.
GGAGGGGGGCUAGUUGGCUAGCUGUUGGUUUAACCGACCUACUUCAUAACACCAGGCGUUAUAUCACUUCAGGUCGUGUCCCACCUGGGAAAAAGCGGCCUGGACGACCCAACAUUUCAUAAUUUAUGGUAGAGGCACUGUGACAGUAGUAUGACACACUGACCUAUCAUACUGAAGGAAAAGAGCGUUAGCUGCUGCAGUGACUUAGCAUAUUUAGUGUUUUAAAAGGGGGGCUGUCAAGAGAGGACUGGUUUCACCGUGCCCAGAUUUUGAGCCAAAAGAAGAAGUGAUGUCCUGCACAUGCACCUCGGCUGCCAGGUUGUUGCUAAAUACUGCCAACAGAGGAUUGUCAUGCUCCCGCAUUCAGUUGUAUUCCCUGAGUCGUCAGGGAUCUCGAGAAGCCCAUUUAAUUCCUCGGGUGCGGGUGAGGUCGUUUUCAGAAACAGCUAUUUGCUAUGCCUCUAAAGAUGGGACGACAAAGGACAGUGGCAGUGAUGGUGGAAAGAAAAGCAUCAGUGAGGGGAAGAGACUCUCUGGAUCUGGAGGAUCUGGCAAAGGAGGAAGCCAACUCCGCUGCCCUAAAUGUGGAGAUCCCUGUACACAUGUAGAGACAUUUGUAUCAUCAACACGAUUUGUCAAAUGUGAAAAGUGCCAUCACUUUUUUGUGGUUCUGUCUGAAACUGACUCUAAGAAGGGGCUAAACAAAGAGCCAGAAUCAGCUGCAGAGGCUGUGAAACUGGCAUUUGCACAGAAACCUCCCCCUCCCCCUAAGAAGAUAUAUGCUUACCUCGACAAGUAUGUUGUUGGACAGUCGUAUGCAAAGAAGGUGUUAGCAGUUGCAGUGUACAAUCACUACAAGCGCAUCUAUAACAACAUCCCUGCUGGCAGCCGACAGCAGGUGGAGGUGGAGAAACAGCCCUCUUUAACACCGCGAGAGCUAGAGAUGAGAAGACGAGAGGAUGAAUACAGAUUCACAAAGCUUCUGCAGAUCGCAGGGAUCAGUCCUCAUGGAAAUGCACUGGGAGCAUCCAUGCAACAGCAGGCGAGCCAGCAGGCACCUCAGGAGAGGAGGGGUGGCGAGGUUCUGGACUCCACACAUGCUGACAUUAAACUGGAGAAAAGUAACAUCAUACUUCUGGGCCCAACUGGUUCUGGAAAAACACUGUUGGCGCAGACGCUGGCACGAUGUCUGGAUGUCCCAUUUGCUAUUUGUGAUUGCACAACACUAACUCAAGCUGGAUAUGUGGGAGAAGACAUCGAGUCAGUUAUCGCUAAACUGCUGCAAGAUGCAAACUACUCAGUGGAAAAGGCUCAACAAGGCAUUGUGUUUCUGGAUGAAGUGGAUAAGAUUGGCAGUGUGCCUGGAAUUCAUCAGCUGAGGGAUGUAGGAGGAGAAGGAGUCCAACAGGGGCUGCUUAAACUCUUGGAGGGGACAAUUGUCAACGUUCCUGAGAAAAACUCCAGGAAACUCAGAGGAGAAACAGUGCAAGUAGACACCACAAAUAUCCUCUUUGUUGCAUCUGGUGCCUUCAAUGGACUGGACAGAAUCAUCAGCAGAAGAAAGAAUGAAAAGUAUUUGGGUUUUGGAACACCCUCUAACCUGGGCAAAGGGCGACGUGCAGCGGCUGCUGCAGACCUGGCAAACACCAGCGGAGAGACUGACACGGUGGCAGAGAUUGAGGAGAAAGACCGGCUUCUGAAACACGUUGAAGCCAGAGACCUGAUUGAGUUUGGAAUGAUCCCAGAGUUUGUGGGUCGUCUUCCUGUCGUCGUUCCUCUGCACAGUCUGGAUGAAGACACGCUAGUCCGAAUCUUGACUGAACCACGUAAUGCUGUGGUGCCUCAGUACCAGGCGCUGUUCAGCAUGGACAAAUGUGAACUCAAUAUGACUCAAGAUGCCUUGAGGGCCAUAGCUAGGAUGGCCCUGGAGAGAAAAACUGGUGCUCGUGGCCUCAGAUCUAUUAUGGAAAAACUUCUACUGGAGCCCAUGUUCGAGGUGCCUCACUCAGACAUCAUGGCUGUUGAGCUGAACAAAGAUGUUGUCCAUGGAAAAUCAGAGCCCAGAUACAUCAGAGCUCCAGCCAAGGAGUCUGCAGAGGAGGAAUACGACUCAGGCAUCGAAGAGGAGAACUGGCCACGGCAGGCGGACGCUGCUAACAACUGAAUCUUGUCACUCAUUUCACAAAGUCCUGAGAGCAGUACUGUCUGAAAUCAUUGGAUUAUCGUGACAGCAUCUCUGGGUUUUCAUUCUAACCCCUGACAGAUAAGCUGUGGCAAAUGUAGUUAAGGUAAUGAAGGCUCCUGGAUGUCACUCAAGAGUGUUUUUUUUUUAUUGAACAAGUUAUGAGAGUGUAACAACCUUUGGUCCUGUGCAUCUGAUGUUAAUUUUCUAGCGGUGCACUCGCAAGGUGGACCUUUCUAAAAUAUUCAAUCUCUGGGGAUUGUUAACAUUUUAUCUAUAUAAAGAUAAUGCAAUUUUAUUCAUAAAAAGAUUUGUAGCUAGACUUUUUUGUUUGCUCUUUUUGUGGUGAUGGGCUCUGGCAGUGAGGGAAGCAAAGAACAUAAUGGGAUCAUACUGUACACUUGAAAACGGGGGAAGUUGAGAAAGUGUAGAUAUGAUGACGUGAUGUUACCAAGUCAAUUAAUGCCUUAUAUCAUAAGGGCAUGAUAUUCCAUGAGCACAUCAAUAUUUUGAUGUUUUCUUCUUUAUCACCAUUGUAAUAAUGGUGUCCACAUGAAAAAUGGGCUGUAAAUGUUGAGCUACACUGCUUGGGUAGCAUUUGUAAGCAGUUUGUAUGACACGACUUUAAUUAGGAGAACAUGUUGUGAAGCGUAAUGCACCAGCACACUAAACAGAGCAGGUAAAAUAAAUAGUGUCCUUUUUAAAACAGCCACAAUGGUUAUUUUUUCAGUGUUUUGCUCCUUCCAGCCCAAUCUUUAGGGAAUGUAUAUGUGUUUACCAUCAAACCUCAAUCACAGGAGUCGGUCAAAUGGCUUCUUCACAAAGCAGGAUUAACAGGUUAGAAAAGUGACUUUUAAGUGUUAAUAAAAUACUGUACCUUUUGGAGUUUUGUUUCGUUACUUACAUCCCAACGAUCAUGACUGAAUCGAAGCAGGUGUUGGAUGUGCAGAUUCAGAUCAGUGUCAGAUGGAUAAUCUUGUUUCAGUGAGAUGACUGCCGCUCUAUGUCUGUUUAGGGAGAUACCACCCUCGGGUAUUUUUAUUUUCUUUGUAUGUUCCCCAGCAUUGGAAACUUGCCUCACCUUUAGUGAUGUAGUAACAUGUUACUAAAUGGUACCUGAAUUCACACGUCUGUAAUCAAGCCUUUACCUAAAUGCUCUCUUAACUGAACCACGCUGCUGUACCCUCAAAAUGCUGUUUGUGCUACAAAAUGAGAUUAAACCAGAUCUGUUCUCCUUUUGCUUUAAGUUUCCUUUUCUUUCAGUAAAUUUUCAAACCUGCUUCUUUUCUUCUUCUGUUUUCAGAGGUCUGUUACAGAACUUGUAAAACCCUCAAGUUUGUGAAUCAGUUUAUUGUAAUUGUUUAAAAUAUAUAAAUAAAAUGUAUAUCUCUGUA